Molecule: messenger RNA, 3753 nt
Organism: Amphiprion ocellaris (clown anemonefish)
Lineage: Eukaryota; Metazoa; Chordata; Actinopteri; Pomacentridae
Gene: ppp1r2
Product: protein phosphatase 1, regulatory (inhibitor) subunit 2
Exons: 6
Coding region: 215-859 (214 amino acids)
Biological process (GO): regulation of signal transduction
Molecular function (GO): protein phosphatase inhibitor activity
Source: RefSeq, a predicted model, not a curated record
CCCACCAGUCAGUAAGCAACCGGAUAGCAGACAUGCUAAACUGUCAGUGCUUGCAGGUUUGCCGGGAGUGCAUGGAGGAACACUGAGUUAUGACGGAGCGCAUGUUUAAAACACAACCUGUCUUCGGUAUUUGACUCGCAGAAAUCACCGAAUAAGAAAACCAAUUGAGGAGAAGCAGUUGAAAGCCAGCCGGUGUGAUAGUCAGCGUGUGGGAAUGGCAGCUCCCCGGCCGAUAAAAGGCAUCCUGAAAAACAAGAACAGCGGUACAAACGUCAAAUCGCUGCCCGACGACGUACCUCCAGAGAACACUGAACAAGCCCCGGGACUCUCGGAGGAUGAGCAACAGAAGAAAUCUCAAAAAUGGGACGAGAUGAACAUCCUGGCCACGUACCAUCCAGCUGACAAAGACUACGGCCUGAUGAAGAUAGAUGAACCCAGCACACCUUACAACAGGAUGGUUGGAGAUGAUGAUGAUGAGGGAGCACUGAGUGACUCGGACGGUCAGAGUGGACUCGCAGCGGAUGACCUGGCAUCAAAGUUGGUGGCAGCGGAGGGCUCAGAGCCUCGCUUCAUGAAAGAAGAAGAAGAAGAGGAGGAGGAAAGCAGUGAGGAGGAAGAAGAAGAACUGACUCCUGAAGAACAAGCCAAAAAGAAGCAUUUUCAGAUGAUGAGGAAGAUGCACUACAAUGAGGGCCUGAACAUCAAGCUGGCCCGCCAGCUCAUCGCCAGCGAGCUAGAAGAUGACGAAGAUGCAGAUGAAGAGAUGAGGGAUGACACAGAGGAGCCGAGGGAGGACACUGAAGAGACAGAGGAGAUCAGUGUUGACCCACCACAGGAAGCUGAGUCUCUGGACUCGUAGAUGUCGCCUCCCACCAUCAGCUCUGUGUGUCCAGACAGACAAUGCCACUGUGCUCUGCGUUUCAACACUGGGCCGUAUGGAAAACUCUGCUUCACCGCCCAUAUAACAACUCUCCAGUCAAUAACCUCCCUGGUCACCUGUCUGUCUCUACUGUUCCUCAGAACUGUGCAGUAUAACCUUCAAACAAACUGAUUUUCAACUCCAACGAUCAGUACAACACACAAGUAAAGACUGUUGCUCCCUCCUCUUCCCCCUCCUGUUGCCAAGAAUUUCCUCCUGCCAUUUCUUCUGGACUGGCGUCGCACUGAAGAAUAUGUGAUUCUGACCCUGAAAGGAGGAUCAAGGCCUUUUUUUUAAACAAAAAAUGUAAAAAACAGUUGGACUCCUGGCUGGCCACUCCACAGCUGCUCUGCCGGCCACAGAGCCAGCACGUCAGCGCUGGAGGAAGCCAGACGAAACCCCACGGCCUCACUGAAGGCAUAUCUGAGACAUGACGACGGCGCUUUUACUGGGUGCACAUCAGACGGUUUUUGGUUUCUGUUUGGCCUUGUGACCCAUCACUCUGUUGCAUUGUCCUUCCACCUUCAAUACCUGUUGUGAUAAGUCGGUCAAAAUCACGGCAAGUUUGGCUUUUGUCCACAUUCACAUCUUCAUAACAUGGUCAUUCAUGGUUAAUUCCCUGAAAAUAAGAUUAAUUCACUUCAUAUUGGCACGACUGUGUUGCAGCAGCUUAGGAAUUAUUUAUGUAGCCCACACAGCCCAAAUCUACAUUUGAUGCCUUACAACCAACAAUACUUUACUAUUAAUCUCAAACUAGGGGGUGUAUAUAAAGAACUAGGGAGACAUGUAUGACCAGGGGGAGCAAUGUCGAGGAGCCCUAAAGAUGCAUGAAUAGGAUUCAAGUGUUGAAAUCAAAGUUUUAGUCAUGCUAACAGGGCUAUCUUGCUAACUCUAGAUCAAAUUUAGCUUGGUCUUUUAGCCAUUUUUCCAGUAUUGUUAUUUUUGCUGAGUGUGAAGGGGGCUUUGAAUAUUUUGACCGAAAAAAAUUUGAGAGUCACUGCCGGUGUCUGACCAUGAUGCUCAUCUACAUAUUUUUGCUUUGGACCAGUUAUAUUACAUUUACUUUCUGUCUGUACAAACAAGGACACCACACCAAGCCUCAUUUCUGUUUCACAAACAUGUAUACCUCAUAGAACCGGACUCAGUCUUUUCCCAUUUGAAUCCACUGCUAUGAAUUGGCAUGUAGGUUGUCUAACAAGAAGCACUCUUUCACUAAAAAUAUUAGAAAUUGAUCCCCGAUUUUUCCUUCUGCACAUAAGAUGAUUUUGUGAAACAAGAUCACAGGAUGAACCAGUAAUCCAUUUGUAAAUGUUCAGAGCUGAUGUGUGUUUUAGUGGACAGAGGAGUAAAGUAACUGUAUUGGCACUUAAGGUAUUUUAGCUCUCUAAGAAAACAGGAGGGACAGUAUUGGAACCCUGCUGCUGAGGUAUAACACGUGCUACUGAUAAACAGGAGAAUUUCUCGUAGGGAAAAAACAAGCUCUCGUCUUUAAUAAGUUACAGCUUUAAGCACAGUGCUCUUAAGUAGAUCUGAUCAAGAAAAACAACAGUGCUUGUUGUGCUUAGGUAAUUCUCAUCGCAUCUGAGCUUUGCCAGACAGCAUUUGUGCAUAAGUUAUAUGCAGGAGGGUACAGUCAUCUAGUUUGUGUUGAAUUUUUCACCCUGCUUCAUAACAUUUUGUUCAAUGUUGUCUGAUCUACUAAAGUGUCUUGUACGAAGCAGCUGGGGAACGUGGUUGAAAGAGAUGUUUUUUGAUGCUACUGACUUUAAAGAAGACGUUGGAGGUGGAGUUAAACCGAGUUUAUUGGAGGUGUUUCAAAGACUUUUUUUUGGUAAAGUUUGGUGUUCCCACAAGUGUCAAGAAAGUUACUGCAUAGUUUGACUGAAGUACAGAGGAGGGGGAGACAAAACUGAUUCUGGUGCGACUUAAAUUGCACACUUGAAGCUUCCUGAGGCUUCACUACACACUGUAUGGCCUCACUUGAGUCCAGUAAACAAAAGGAGAACAGUAUGAAAUGAAAAGCAUGCGGGAUGCUUCAGUAUGUCUUGUGUUGUGAUCUCUUAAUUUUCCUCUGACCCUUUAACUCCUCACUGUGAUUGGAAGUGUUGAGCUUUGUAUUGUGGAAACACAAGUGAGCGUCGACCAACAGUAUGACUUCUGCCAAUGUCCUUUGCAGCUUUCAUUCUUGCCUGUAGUUUAGUAUUUGGUGGCGUUUUCUCUCCAUGAGGUGAAAAACUCCUUUUAAUUUAACCAUUUCCACCAACCAACGACAGAAAAUUUUUUUAAAAAUCACAGUACAGUGAGUAGAUGGAACAACUGAGCAGUUGAUUAUUUUAUUGUUUUUCAAUAAACAGGAAUGUGUCUGGAAACAGAUUUUGACGAUACUGCUGUCUUCUGUUUUGAUCACUGAAUAUAGUAAUAUUAGAAAUCAUAGAAAACAACUGCAGAGGAGUUGAGCUGAUCGAUUUAUCUUCUCACUUAAGACAAAACGUGACUGACACGAUCACCCGGUCGGUGGUUAUUACCUGUCAAAUGUGCCUCUUAUGUAUUUAUGUACAUGUAUGUAAAAUGAACAGGCUAUGCUCCAUGUUACUAUUUUGUUGCCUCAUGUGUCGCUCUUUGUUUCACACAACUUCUGCCCUGUUUGAUUGUUUUCUAAGAAUGAUAGACUGUUAAACAGCCCCAUGACUCUGUACUGUCUGUCUUAAAAGGAUGUUGAAUCCAGGUGUUUAUUGUUUUCUUCUUUUUUUUGUAUUCUCAGUUUGCAUGUCCUUAACCAUCAGAUUGUGUGUGUUCUGUUCUGUCUCCUACCAUUAAACAGACGUUGUUAGGAA